Messenger RNA from Coccidioides posadasii C735 delta SOWgp, 1659 nucleotides. The record is from RefSeq and is a predicted model, not a curated record. NCBI's taxonomy places the organism in Eukaryota, Fungi, Ascomycota, Eurotiomycetes, Onygenales, Onygenaceae.
AUGAAUGAACCAAAAGGCGCUUCGGUUGAUCCUGCUAUUGGCUUAGUUGAAAGCGGGUCUGAGGAAGCAGAUAUAGAUACACCUACUCAAGGCGACUUGGAUACUCUGAGAAGAGUUGCAGGUCCGUUGCCAUGGUCUGCCUUCCUCGUUGCUGCCGUCGAAUUGUGUGAGAGAUUUGCAUAUUACGGAAUCGCUGGGCCUUUUCAAAACUACAUUGAAAACCCGUACAGACCUGGCAGUCAAACUCCGGGUGCACUAGGGCUUGGCCAAUCGGCGGCAACUGGAUUGACGAGUUUCUUCCAGUUCUGGUGCUACGUUACUCCAACCCUUGGUGGCAUGGUUGCGGACCAGUACCUGGGGAAAUACAAUACCAUCGUUAUCCCUGCAAUUAUUUACAUAGUUGGAUUGGCUAUUUUGGUCUGCACUUCCUUGCCUGUGGCGAUCACCCACAAUGCAGCACUCGGUGGGCUCAUCACAGCUAUGAUUGUCAUCGGCCUUGGGACCGGAGGAAUUAAAUCGAACAUUUCUCCUUUAAUUGCAGAGCAAAUCAAGGUUAACAAGCUCUCAGUUAAAACAUUAAAAUCGGGGGAACGGGUUAUUGAAGACUCUGCACGGACUAUUGAGCGCGUUUAUAUGAUUUUCUAUUUGUGCAUCAAUAUUGGUUCUCUUUCCCCUAUCGCAACCACCGAAUUGGAAAAGCAUGUCGACUUCUGGGCUGCAUACUUGCUGCCGGCGUGCGUAUUCGUUAUAUCCUUUACAGUGGCCGUCAUUGGAAGAAAGUAUUAUGUCGUCCGUCCACCAAAAGGUCCAGUCAUUCCGCAAGCAUUCAAAGUUAUUUGGAUCGGCCUAAGGAAUAAAGGGAAUCUGGACGCAGCAAAGCCCUCAUAUCAAGCUGCCUACGGACAUGGACCCCAUGGUAUCCAUUGGGAUGACCGUUUCGUGGAGGAAAUGAAACGUACCUUGAUGUUAAACAAUUUCAUCUCCCAAGCAGGCACCAUGGAGCUUCAUGGAAUUCCCAAUGAUCUGAUGCAAAACAUUGAUCCCUUGACUAUCAUUAUUUUCAUUCCCAUUUGUGACCGGCUUCUAUAUCCAUUCUUGCGCAAAAUGGGGGUUCCUUUUAAACCAGUAACUCGUAUUACAACAGGCUUCAUGCUGGCCUCCGCUUCUAUGGCGUAUGCUGCCAUUGUCCAGCAUUUGAUCUACAACCGGCCGCCUUGCUACAAUUUUCCGAAAAAUUGUCCAGCAAGCAACGACGGCGAGCUUGGCAAUCGCAUCCAUGUUGCGAUACAAACACCGGCUUACCUCUUUAUCGGGUUGUCCGAGAUUUUCGCAAGCAUUACCGGGAUCGAGUACGCUUUUACAAAAGCACCACUUUCAAUGAAAUCAUUUGUUACGGCAGUAUUCUUGUUGACCAGUGCGUUCGGCGCUGCGCUUGGCAUGGCACUCUCUCCAACUGCUAAGCAUCCAAAGCUUGUUUGGAUGUAUACCGGUUUAGCUGUCGCGUCUGCCACUGCAGGCGUCAUCUUCUGGCUCCUCUACAGCCGAUACAAUGAGAAAGAGGAGGAAUUGAAUGCUCUUGAGGUGCCACAGGCGGAGGAUGAGAAACCUGUUGCGGCAAACCAAAUAUCAAUAACUGGCCGUGGGGGAACAAGGUCCUAA